Fibroporia radiculosa is the source of this 2949-nucleotide messenger RNA. RefSeq lists its product as uncharacterized. Gene Ontology annotation, molecular function: protein binding. NCBI's taxonomy places the organism in Eukaryota, Fungi, Basidiomycota, Agaricomycetes, Polyporales, Fibroporiaceae. Bases 1 to 2949 code for a protein of 982 amino acids. Gene Ontology annotation, biological process: regulation of DNA-templated transcription. Gene Ontology annotation, cellular component: cytosol; nucleus. The transcript has 18 exons. The record is from RefSeq and is a predicted model, not a curated record.
AUGCCCGUCCCCACACAUGUACAACACGAGAAAAACAUAUGGGUCGCUGCGGGGGACGGUGACCUGGGGCGUGUCAGAGAACUCAUUGAAACAUGUUCCAUCUCCCCCAACGUGCCUGAUGCCCACACAUACACUCCGAUGCACGCUGCUGCAUCCUACGGCCAGGUCCAUGUCCUGGAGUACUUGAUUUCCAAAGGAGGAGACGUAAACGUGACAGACGGCGACGGAGACACUCCCUUGUACGUCGUCGAGAACGUCGAGACCGCACAGUAUCUGGUCGAACAUGGUGCCAUCGUCAAUCGCCGAAACUCCGAAGGCAUCACGCCCGCACAAUACCUUUCUGAAGACUUCGAGGAAGUAGCAGCCUAUCUGGACGGCAUCGUCCCCGCUGCUAGCGGGGGCGACUCCACACCUUUAUCCUCCACCGCGUCCCCUGCGCGCCACCAGCCGUCCCAGCAUGCACAGGACGCCGCGUCAGAGACACUGACGUCGUCCCUGAUACAGUCCGUGCAGGAUAUUAUGCAGCGCGCUGGCGCAGAGGGCCGAGAUCCAGAUGAUGAGCUGAGACAGGCAGUUGGAAGGACGGUGCUUGAGGGCGUAGCGACGGGGUACGACAUGAGUGUCGGAAACGAAGAGGAUAGGGAGGACAGAGACAAUGGGGUAGGCCCCAAUGGUGUAAAACGACCGCGCAGGGGCGAUGGACCGGGGUUUACAAAACACAUCUCCUUGAGCGACCUCCCGAACGAAUCUGCCGACUCCGCUGCCACUGAAGAGUCUCCUAUCUCGCAAGCGAAGGCACAAGCCAAGGACUACGAAGCGAUCUGCUGCCCGCUUACGACCGAGAAAUGGAAGACGCGAUGGAGGGAGAUGUGUCUGCUUCCAGCGGGCGACAUCCAGGACAAAGAGUCGCUGGAGCGGCGCGCGGAGGCCUGGAGGUCGCGGCCGGGUUUUCUCUGCGAUGAGGUGACGAUUACAAGGCUGGACGAAGCCGAGGGAGUGCUGGUCAUGGUGUCAGAUUGGCUGGAGCUGGAUGCAAUGGACGACUGGGUCCGCCACGAUUCCGAGACUGCACUGCUGCAGGAGCUCGCCUACGCCUCCUACCUCAACAUCCCCUGUGCGAUCCUCCCUCCUCCGCGGAACCGUUCGCAGAUCGCCGCGUACGCGCGGGCGGUGAACGCAUGCCUCAACGCCGUGCCGUACACCGAGCUCUCGAUCCGCAUCCCCAUCUACGACCCCGCCAUGCUGCACCUCUCGCCCGCGACGCCGAAGCCCACCGCGUCCGUGUCCUCGUCCACGGUGCUCUUCUCGGACGAGCCCUCCGUCGCGACGUGGGAGAUGUGGGACGCGAUCCGGACGGUGUGCGACUACAACCCGCGUCUAUCGCUGACGCUCGACCUGACGCCCCCCAUGCCGUCUGUGAUGAGCGUCUUGGGCCAGUGGUCGGCGGAGCCUGUGCGGCACGUCUUCCUGCCAUCCUCGACAUUCAUACCGAACGCGAAGGGCUACCCUGUCCUUCCAAAAGUGACACAAUCUUUUAUCCGAGAUAUCAUGAAGCUGCAGCCCAACGUGAUACUGUCUGGGACUGCGUCUGGGAGGCACAAGACGGGCGGAGAAGCGGUCUACUCGCAGUACGUGCGAUAUCUGGAAAAGACUAGUCCUGUCAUGCAGGCAACCCAGACACCCGGCACCGUGGACAACUUUGCGCAGGGAUAUCAUGAUUUUUUGCAGGCGCCGCUGCAGCCGCUUAUGGACAAUUUGCCAAGCGUGACCUAUCAAACCUUCGAGCAGGACCCGGUCAAGUAUAGACAGUACGAGGAGGCUGUAUAUCUGUCAUUGCUAGACCGACCGCAGGAAGAGAGGCUCGUGCUCUGCGUCGCUGGGGCAGGUCGAGGACCUCUUGUUGCUAGGUGUCUAAGCGCCUUGGCACGCUCUAAUCGGAAUGGCGUGGUCUACGUUCUCGAGAAAAACCCGAAUGCAUACGUAACGCUGCAGCAACGUCAGCAAUCUGAGUGGGGCGACAAGGUGCAGCUUGUGUUUGGGGACAUGCGCACGUCGCAAGUGCCAGAGAAGGUGGAUAUCCUGGUCAGCGAGCUUUUGGGCUCGUUCGGCGAUAAUGAAUUGAGCCCGGAGUGUCUGGACGGUGCUAUGCGCUUCUUGAAACCGGAGGGAAUAUCAAUUCCGUCGUCGUACACGGCACACAUCGCGCCAUUAUCGUCUUCGAGGCUGUUAAACGAAACACGAGCGAUGAAGGACCUGAAGAUAUGCGAAACCCCUCACGUUGUGAUGUUUAGGGCUAUCAACAUCUUAAGCGAUGAUGGAGGGGGGUUGAGCGGGAAUUGUGGGCCUAAAGUUCAAGAAUGCUGGGAGUUUGAGCAUCCUCGACGGGAAGCCGUGCUCGACGAGCAAGGAUUGCCACCGACGAACAGUCAUAAUGCACGGUCGGCCAAAAUGAUCUUCAACAUCCCUCAUGCUGGCAGCCUUCAUGGUUUGGCGGGGUACUUUGAGGCUGUGCUCUACAGGAAUAUCGGGCUGAGCAUCCAUCCCGAUCGCAUGCAGUACAUAUCUAAGGACAUGCUGAGUUGGUUUCCGCUCUUCUUCCCGUUCAAGGAACCGCUGUAUCUCCCGGGGAAUUCAGAGUUGCACGUAUACAUAUGGCGUCUCACAAACCAACGGCAGGUUUGGUACGAGUGGUAUGCUGAGGCGUUCCUGCCCGUGCCAGGUGCGAGCUCUGUGGAUCCCCAUGCGAGCAUCGCGGACCACAGAAGCUCCAGGCAAUCUACCCAGUCCAUGCUACGUCUAUCACCAAGUCCCAUCGCGGACGCUGUUGACGAUGCAUCUGAUGAUGGAAAGAUGGAGGACGUCUCGGACAAAGGGAACGUCGGAUUGAUAAAAAUUGGACAGACGACAUUGCACAAUCCUCGUGGGAGAAGUAGUUGGAUUGGGCUGUGA